AGUUUGUCUAUCGGAGACACCGCUUAUAGAUGGAUACUUUCUCUUGAUUCUGCGCUUGCUAUAUUGGUGACUUACAGUCUGAGGCGGCAAACAAGACGAAAAAAGGAAAAAAGGAUGAAGUAAACGGACCGGGGGCCUGUAGGCCGCUGCUAUUGCUGCUGCCAAUCAAUAGGCGUUAGUGCCCCGGAAGUGGCUGACCUACUGGGUUUGAAGCGGGGGGUGGGGCGUUUCUCUUACUACGGUGGCCGGGGAGCUCGAGGUGCCUGUAGCUGCGGCGCUGAGGUCGGGGUGUCUGCGUGUGUGGCGGCUGCUUUUGUGGCGGCUGCUGGUGGAGCUGGAACAUUUCCCGAACAAAAGUCUAAACUUACAGAAGAAUGCAAUCAAGUGAUGGCUUUUUCUUUAGAAUCUGAAUAUGGAGGCCACAGGAACAGAUGAAGUUGACAAGCUAAAAACUAAAUUUAUAUCUGCUUGGAACAAUAUGAAAUAUAGUUGGGUGUUGAAAACAAAGACAUAUUUUAGUAGAAAUUCCCCUGUAUUAUUGCUUGGAAAGUGUUACCAUUUUAAAUAUGAAGAUGAAAAUGAACUGUUACCUGUAAGCUCAGGAUGUACAGUAGAAGAUCAUGUGAUUGCGGGAAGUGUAGAAGAGUUUCGUAAAGACUUCAUUUCAAGAAUAUGGCUUACCUACAGGGAAGAGUUUCCUCCAAUAGAAGGCUCAGCUUUGACAACAGACUGUGGUUGGGGCUGUACACUAAGAACUGGCCAGAUGCUGUUGGCUCAAGGACUCGUACUACACUUCCUUGGUAGAGCUUGGACCUGGCCUGAUGCUUUGAACAUUGAAAAUUCAGACUCUGAAUCAUGGACUUCCAACACUGUAAAAAAAUUUACUGCAUCAUUCGAAACAUCGCUUUCAGUGGAAAGAGAACUCAAAACAAUUUCUCUGAAGGAAACAAUCAGGAGAUAUUCUGAUGAUCGUGAAAUGCAAAAUGAAAUUUAUCACAGGAAAAUCAUCUCUUGGUUUGGUGAUUCCCGCUUGGCUCUCUUUGGUUUACAUCAACUAAUAGAAUAUGGAAAGAAGUCUGGGAAAAAAGCUGGAGAUUGGUAUGGACCAGCUGUGGUUGCUCACAUUUUAAGAAAAGCAGUUGAAGAAGCAAGACACCCAGAUUUACAAGGAAUAACUAUUUAUGUUGCGCAAGAUUGUACAGUUUACAGUUCUGAUGUAAUUGAUAAACAGUGCACUUCCAUGGCCUCUGAUAAUACAGAUGACAAAGCUGUUAUUAUUCUAGUUCCUGUUAGACUUGGUGGAGAAAGAACCAAUGCCGACUAUUUAGAUUUUGUAAAGGGUAUUUUAAGCCUUGAAUAUUGUGUGGGUAUUGUUGGUGGCAAACCUAAACAGUCAUAUUACUUUGCUGGAUUUCAAGAUGACAGUUUGAUUUACAUGGAUCCUCAUUACUGCCAAUCUUUUGUAGAUGUCAGCAUAAAGGAUUUCCCUCUUGAGACAUUCCACUGCCCUUCUCCCAAAAAGAUGUCAUUUCGAAAAAUGGAUCCUAGCUGUACAAUAGGAUUUUACUGUCGAAAUGUUCAGGACUUCAAACGAGCUUCUGAAGAAAUCACUAAGAUGCUGAAAAUUUCUUCUAAGGAGAAAUAUCCCUUAUUUACUUUUGUAAAUGGUCAUUCCAGAGACUAUGAUUUUACAUCUACUACAACCAAUGAAGAAGACCUUUUCUCAGAGGAUGAAAAGAAAAGAUUAAAAAGAUUUAGCACAGAAGAGUUUGUCUUGCUGUAAAGAUUAGCACAUUUGUGCUUGAUGAGAAGAAAUCCUUUGAAGGAAGCAAAAUGAAGAGAAACAAGUAUACUUGAAACUGGUUUAUUUUCACAAAUACCUUAAUUUUGUACGUUCUUUAAAAAAAGAACAUUUGAAAAUAUACAAGUUUUAAAGAUAUUUUUUUGAAAGAGAAAUGAUUCAGUGAAUCUUGAUUUCUAAUAAAUAUCAAGUGAUUCUGGCUGCAUUCCUGUUUCCCUAAGAUCUGCUAAUGAUAACUCUACCUUAACUGCAAGUCUUCCAGUCUUCAAAUUCUUCCACCUGGGUCCAGUAUUCUCCUGAAGGUUUUGUGAUAUUGGGCCCCAAAAUAGGAUUGCCAAAUAGUUUCAAAAGCUUCAGUUUGGGCUUCCCUGGUGGCGCAGUGGUUAAGAAUCUGCCUGCCAAUGCAGGGGACACGGGUUCGAGCCCUGGUCUGGGAAGAUCCCACAUGCCGCGGAGCAACUGAGCCCGUGAGCCACAACUACUGAGCCUGUGCGUCUGGAGCCUGUGCUCCGCAACAAGAGAAGCCACGACAGUGAGAGGCCCGCGCACCGCGAUGAAGAGUGGCCCUCGCUCGCCGCAACUGGAGAAAGCCCUCGCACAGAAACGAAGACCCAACACAGCCAAAAAUAAAUAAAUAAAUAAAUUUAUUAAAAAAAAAAAAAAAAAAAAAAGCUUCAGUUUAUACUAAUGACCAGAAGAGCAGAGAAUGAAUCUUCAAUGCUGCCUAAGCCUCCUGAUAUUAAUGCAACCAAAGGAUGCUUUUGGAUGUAUCUUGAUAUAUUUUAAAUAGUAACUUUUAGCUGUGAUAUGAUACAAUUACAUAAGCAGAAUUUUGAGUUGAGGUAAUACUUAGCAAUAUGAUUUUAUAAUGGCUCCUCAUUUUGCUUGCUGUUGAGCCUUGUCUGAGGAGUGAAGGUAAGGUAUUGGUUUUCCCCACUGAUUUAAAGUUUAUGUUAUUAAUAAUAACUACAUCCAAUCUAACAGAUAAAGGCAAAAUUGUUUGUUUCCUAUCUCAAAAAUGAAAUUUUAUGGAAACUCUACUUAUUAUGCAGUUUUAAAAUCUAAAGAUAAGUACCAGGAAAGAUAUCAGUAGAUGCUCCUCCAUGUGAUUUUUGCUAUUUGUAUAAAUCAGUGCAGUGGUGUUUAGAAGCUGAGGCCAUCUAUAAGGUAAAUCUGCCUUAAGUGUAUUAUGUAUUACUUAAAGGCAAGUUUGUGAUAUAAAAGUAUGAGUUAUUAUUGAGCCAGGUUUAUAAAAUAAGUACUUUAAUAAAGAUGU
Molecule: messenger RNA, 3077 nt
Organism: Balaenoptera ricei (Rice's whale)
Lineage: Eukaryota; Metazoa; Chordata; Mammalia; Artiodactyla; Balaenopteridae
Gene: ATG4C
Product: autophagy related 4C cysteine peptidase
Exons: 11
Coding region: 413-1783 (456 amino acids)
Molecular function (GO): protein-phosphatidylethanolamide deconjugating activity
Source: RefSeq, a predicted model, not a curated record